AUGUCCGACCUGACCAAAUCUGCGUCCUUCGACUACACUGAAGUCUCUACUGCCGCACCGCCACCAUACAGCCACGCUAUGGCAAACCCUGGGCUAUCAUUUUGCCAGAGUCGUUUCGCGUCCAUUACACGCCAUGGACGUGAUCGCAUCAGGCUUACAAACCUUUCAGAGGUCGAAAUUGCCGAUGUUCACCAGAUUAUGAGGACAUUUUGGCCCCGAGGUAUCGAUAAGGUCUAUCUGCAAAAAGCCUCGCGCGAAUUCAAGCUUGGAGGCUAUGCAUGGAGAUAUGAUCCCAAUGGCAACGAACAAGCGAUGAUGUUGACGCUUCGGAUUCUGGAGGUUAUGCACGGCCUGGGUUGUGUCAUUUACUCUCCUAUUGAGGUGACCAAGAGUCUCUCAACGAAUGAUGCACUCAUCUUUCGCAAGGCAAAUCACCGCCCUCCUCCCUGCGAAUGGCUAAACGUAUUAUUUCACGGCGGAGACAAACUCAAAAUUCUCAACUUUCCGCCUUCAGAUCUUGUUAACGAUAUCAUCGCUACUUUUAUGAUUGACAUACAACGACAUGACGUUACACCAGACCGCGCCAAGAUCAAGUUCAAGGGGCGUCCAUGGAGACCGCGAGAAUCUAAUGGAGCUGAGACCCAACUGAAGCUGCUGGCGUUGCUCGAAACCUUUGAGCGCCACGGUUUCACUCUGUACACCAAGACUAGCGCGAGAUUCACCAAUGACAGGAGUGAGUCGGAUGUCUUGGUGUUCCAGAGACGAAAUGACUGGGUGGAUUAG
Molecule: messenger RNA, 783 nt
Organism: Fusarium proliferatum ET1
Lineage: Eukaryota; Fungi; Ascomycota; Sordariomycetes; Hypocreales; Nectriaceae
Exons: 2
Coding region: 1-783 (260 amino acids)
Source: RefSeq, a predicted model, not a curated record